This is a messenger RNA of Mesitornis unicolor (brown roatelo), 693 nucleotides long. RefSeq names its product polycomb group ring finger 6 (gene PCGF6). Gene Ontology annotation, cellular component: PRC1 complex. The transcript has 9 exons. Gene Ontology annotation, biological process: regulation of transcription by RNA polymerase II. The annotation marks the transcript as partial. NCBI's taxonomy places the organism in Eukaryota, Metazoa, Chordata, Aves, Mesitornithiformes, Mesitornithidae. The record is from RefSeq and is a predicted model, not a curated record.
CGUAUGAUAAACCUCGCAGAAUUGACCCCUUACAUCCUGUGUUCCAUCUGCAAAGGUUACUUCAUUGAUGCUACAACUAUUACAGAAUGUCUGCACACCUUUUGUAAAAGCUGCAUAGUGAGACACUUCUACUAUAGCAACAGAUGUCCAAAAUGCAAUAUUGUCGUACAUCAGACACAGCCCCUUUAUAAUAUCAGACUGGACCGACAACUGCAAGACAUAGUCUAUAAAUUAGUUGUCAAUUUGGAAGAGAAAGAGAAAAAGCAAAUGCAUGACUUCUAUAAAGAAAGAGGAUUAGAAGUGCCCAAACCAGCUGUCCCACAGCCAGUUCCAGUGAGCAGAGGAAGACCUCGAAAAGUUCUGGGCUCCGUGUUCCGGAUCCCACCAGAACUUGACAUCUCCAUACUUCUGGAGUUCAUUGGAGCUAACGAAGGCACAGGGAAUUUUAAGCCUUUGGAAAAGAAGUUUGUCCGUGUUUCGGGGGAGGCAACAAUUGGACACGUAGAGAAAUUUCUCAGACGAAAAAUGGAUCUGGACCCUGCUUGUCAGGUAGACAUUAUAUGUGGUGAUCACUUGCUAGAACACUACCAGACACUGAGGGAAAUUCGUCAAGCCAUAGGAGAGAGUGCAGUACAGGAUGGUUUACUUGUACUGCACUAUGGCCUGGUAGUAUCUCCGCUAACUCUGACUUAA